This is a messenger RNA of Dama dama (fallow deer), 2095 nucleotides long. RefSeq names its product transmembrane p24 trafficking protein 2 (gene TMED2). NCBI's taxonomy places the organism in Eukaryota, Metazoa, Chordata, Mammalia, Artiodactyla, Cervidae. The transcript is spliced from 4 exons. Gene Ontology annotation, cellular component: Golgi apparatus; COPII-coated ER to Golgi transport vesicle; endoplasmic reticulum. The coding region runs from base 112 to 717 and encodes 201 amino acids. Gene Ontology annotation, biological process: Golgi organization; intracellular protein transport; endoplasmic reticulum to Golgi vesicle-mediated transport. The record is from RefSeq and is a predicted model, not a curated record.
CGGAAGGGGCGGAGCUGUGGCGGCGGCGGCUGAGAAGGCAGCGGUGGCGGCAGCGACGACGGCGGCUCCGGAGGCCGCAGUCCCGGUCCUGGCUUCGGCCCCAGCCCCACCAUGGUGACGCUCGCUGAGCUGCUGGUGCUCCUGGCCGCCCUCCUGGCCACGGCCUCGGGCUACUUCGUUAGCAUUGACGCCCAUGCAGAGGAAUGCUUCUUCGAGCGGGUCACCUCGGGCACCAAGAUGGGCCUCAUCUUCGAGGUGGCCGAGGGCGGCUUCCUGGACAUCGACGUGGAGAUUACAGGACCUGAUAAUAAAGGAAUUUAUAAAGGAGACCGGGAGUCCAGUGGGAAAUACACAUUUGCUGCUCACAUGGAUGGAACAUACAAGUUUUGUUUUAGCAAUAGGAUGUCUACCAUGACUCCAAAGAUAGUGAUGUUCACCAUUGAUAUCGGGGAAGCCCCCAAAGGACAAGAUAUGGAAACAGAAGCUCACCAGAACAAGCUAGAAGAAAUGAUUAAUGAACUCGCAGUGGCGAUGACAGCUGUGAAGCAUGAACAGGAAUACAUGGAAGUCCGAGAGAGAAUACACAGAGCGAUCAAUGACAACACAAACAGCAGAGUGGUCCUUUGGUCCUUCUUUGAAGCUCUUGUUCUAGUUGCCAUGACAUUGGGACAGAUCUACUACCUGAAGAGAUUCUUCGAAGUCCGGAGGGUUGUUUAAAAGCCUUUUCCCCAUAAUCCCAAAUUCAUAAUUCACUGUUUACCAAACAUCUUGAUCAUAAUAAUGUCAUUAGUUUCUAUGUUUUUAUUUUCUGAACUGUAUCUUCACAGCUUAUGUUUCUUUGUGAUUAAUUGAUAUUGGGGGAAAACACCUUUUUAGGAAAGCUAUAGUAAAAAUUUGACAUUUGAUUGGCAUAAAUUCAUAUUUGAAUUCUGCUUCCAUUAUAGAGACCCUCCCAAAACUCAAACACUGUAAGCUGAAUAUAGGUGUAGAGUCCUUAGUUUUCUUUCCUUUUGUUUUCAUUAUAAAAUACAGUUUGUUCAGGAUAGUACUUUACUAAAAUGACUCUAUUCUUGGGAUCCCUUAUCCUGCAGUUCAAGUCACUAGGAAGAUUCAUUUUGUUGAGAAACAACAAUCUGAAUCUUGACAUUUUCUAUCCAGCUUGAUGGUAGAGCUCUGUGACCAGAGUAUGUGACCAGGUUGGUACUUUUAUAUUUUGUCUAUCUUGUUUUUGCUUUAAAGAUAAGACUUAAACCAACAACCUUUACCCACCCCUCCAAAGUUUCACUUUGAACCUUAGAACUCAAUCACCUCCACUUAAAAUUGUUGACACAAGCAGCUAAUAACCAUUUUUUGGUUUCUGCCUAACCUUGUGAGAAGUCUAUUAAAGCCAGUUCUCUGGGUGUUUCGGCAAAUGGUGGCCCUUUUUCUUUCUAUGCUGGCGCAUCCAGCUGCUCUACUCUUGGCAUGUGGGAGGUAUGCAUUCAUGUAAUUGGAAAAAUCUGGAUUUCCGAUGCCAAAGGGUUAAAGCUUCUUGGAUUUCUUUGCAGUGAUAUACAGCCACUAUUUUAUUUUUGAUCAGUGGCAUUUUGGCCACUGUUUAAUUAGGGUACUGAACAUCGCUGUCAGUACUAGGGUUUUUGUUUUUCUUGGGUCUUUCUUUUUUGGCACAUGUGAAUUUUGUUUUGUAUAGAACGAAACGACUUUCUUUUGGUCUCUGAUGAUGGGUUUAAAAAUCAAGGAGCAUCUGGUUUUGGUGUGGGGGUGAUCCAGGAUUAUGUUGUGACUGAUGUAUAUUGGUUACUUGUACAUUUUUUUUUGGAUCUUUGCAAGGGGAAAACUACAAGUAACGAGUUUUGUAUAAUUAAAUUUGUUACAGGUUUUCAUGUUCAGGGUAAACAGUUUUUCAACCUUGGGUGAAAAUACUUGCAACAGUUUAAGGUGACUGAGUUUUACCUUAGGACAACUGUUGCAUGCCAAUUUGUGUGCGUGUGUGUGUGCAAACACUUCAAAAUUGAGUUAAAAGAUGUAAAUUUAAAUUUGGUUGUGUAUCUGAUCUGCCCCAGGUUCAGUAAAUAAACAGUUCUUUUUAAAAACA